GCCAUGACUGGUCAUCGCCUGCUAUUUUUAGAGCAAAAGUGCUGCCAAGGUGUGGCCAAGGAAGUGUUUUAUUUGAUGAACGCAAGUAUUGAUAAACGAGUCUGUUAAGGAUACAUCAUUCGGCAUAGUUCGGGACAAAACUUCUCUAUCUGCACCAUUUAAACUCUUCGGCAACCUCAAGGAAUUUUGAACACCAAUUGACCAAGUCAUACUGCCGCCGCGGAAUCGAAAAGACGCUACAACAUGGAGACACUAGACAAAAUGGCGGUAAUGUUCCGUGCUUUGAUUAUCAGUAGCAAUCUUGAACGCUUCACGAUAAAAAAUUUGGAAGACGAUUUCAAGCUACUCGAGGGGUAUUCUAUUCCGUACGAGGCGUACGGCUUUCGCCAAUUAGAAGAUAUGCUACGCUAUUUGUGCCAUUAUGUACAGGUCCAUGGUCAUGGUGACUACGUGUACAUCACUCCAACCCCCACGCUCAAUGGCUAUGAUGAUUGAUGCCAACCGUAAUGAAGAUGUUACUGCACGAGCAGUAUUGUCGCGUGACGCCCCUGCAAGCAAGUGCCCACGAAGGAAAGACCUCCGAGCUCGCCUGGUCACCAGCGACCCAAAAAGGAGCAUGAAUCUCUGCCCGAGGCCAUGGUCUCAAUCUCCGACUCUAUUACCUUCCGGCUAGUGUGCUUCUCGCUUUCGGAAGCCUAUUCAAAGGAGGGGAGAGUGGAUCUUUCGACCUUUCUUUCAGCGCGUAGAGUUAUCACAAUUGUACAGGCUUAGGGAUCUUAGAAAAAAAAUGAUGGAAAUAAAAAGCUUGAAAG
This is a messenger RNA of Anopheles cruzii, 812 nucleotides long. RefSeq lists its product as uncharacterized. Lineage: Eukaryota; Metazoa; Arthropoda; Insecta; Diptera; Culicidae. The record is from RefSeq and is a predicted model, not a curated record. Bases 244 to 495 code for a protein of 83 amino acids. The transcript is spliced from 4 exons.